CAGUUGAGAAUUUCAUUCUGAUCUGCUCACAACGAAUACGACCCUUUCUUUUCCACUUGUUCUUCACAAAAAAAAAAUUAAAAAAAAAGACUCCAUGACACUACUCACGCCUUCUUUAAUCUCACCCACCACAUCAAAGUUACUGUCCUAUCUGACAUUCUCCACCAACAGUCAUGAUUCAAACAAAGCCAACAAUUCAUCUUCAACCUCUAAAGCAGCUCCUGUAUCUGACGACCCCACAUUGAUCACUAUCGUGAUGAGAAAGGACGGCACAGCGACCACGAAAUGUCUCAAUCCUCCUCCUUCCCUAUCCAAAUCAGCAACCAUCAGCUCAGCAUUAGCAUCGCAUUCAUCCAGCACAACAUUCCCUCGACGACGGAGGUCAUCUUUUUCAACCUAUCAAUACUUGUCAUCACCGCCGAAGCAACGCCGAUUGAUGAUCUCGUCAUUCAUACCACGCUUUAGUACCUCGUCAUCCACAUCCCAAUCUACCUCCUCCACCUCUCGCAACCUUAGAAAGAAGCUCGGCAAUAAUAAUAAUAAUAGUAGUAGUAGUAGUCGCAGUAAUAAUAACAGUAGUACGGUAAAACAAAAGGAGUUCUGCAGCAUGAAUGACUUGACGGGUAAAGAAAGAGCGGUGAUGGGUGGCAUGGUCGGUCAUCCUCUUCUACCCGACUAUAAAAUAGCGGAUACAAUCCAUUCAGAUAAACAGAGGCAGCCGUUAAAACGCUUGCAACUUUUACCAUCCGAAUUGAUAAUCAAAGUCAUAUUGUCACUGGAUUGUCCCAGUUUGUUAAACCUGGCACACACAUGCAAACAGUUUUACAAACUCUGUCACAAAAAUCACCAUUAUUUAUGGCAAACCUUAUUUUACACUGAUUAUGCCAUCUCCAGAGAUUUGGCCCUUCAACAAAAACUACCUCCCAUCAAUUACUUUGAACUGUACAAAAACCAUUUUGAAUUGAACAAAAGAUGGAGAUAUGGACACGUGCAGACGAGAUAUUUAACCGGACACGAAGACAGCGUGUAUUGUUUAGCAUGGUUAGGGCCCGACCAUAUUGUAAGUGGAAGCAGGGAUCGAUCCAUCAAAGUAUGGAGUCUCUCAGGCUCUCCUACAACAACGUCAGCGGCAGAAGCAACCAUAGGCCAUGCGAUCUCCUCGCCAUCCGUACCCUCUUUGAUCAUGACCAAAUCCUACCAUGACGGGAGUGUUCUAUGCAUGAGACUCUCUUCAGACAACACCUUUCUCGUUUCGGGGUCUUCCGAUGCCACCUGUCUGGUCUGGUCUUUACCUAGUUUUGAGCCCAUGCAAAGACUCAUUGGCCAUACCGGCGGCGUAUUGGAUGUCUGUAUCAUUCGUGAUUAUAUUAUCAGCUCAUCACGAGACGCCACCAUACGUGUAUGGGACAGAAAAAAGGCAAUGGAAAUACGGCGACUGGAAGGCCAUGCUGGACCGGUGAAUGCACUCGGGUCUCAUGGAGAUCUUGUGGCCUCUGCUUCCGGAGACACAACCAUCAAACUAUGGGAUAUUCACACGGGACACUGCUUACGAACAUUUACAGGACAUACACGCGGUUUGGCUUGUAUCAAAUUUGAUGGAAAAUACAUUUAUAGCGGAGGACAGGACAACAAAUUUAAAGUGUGGGAUGCACACACAGGACAUUGCGUCGCUACUUUGCCCGGACAUACUGAUUUAAUACGUACUAUCGACAGUUUCGAGAAUUUGGUCGUGAGUGGAAGUUAUGAUAGGACUCUACGCGUUUGGGAUAGUCAACAAAAAAAAUGCAUUUUAAGUUUUCAAAGUGGGCAUUCAAGUUGGAUUUUCAACUGUCUCGUCAAUCGAACAAAAAUAAUUAGUGCUGGACAAGACAAAAGAAUCAUGGUUUUGGAUUUUGGAUUUGAUCUUGUCACUUUACAAUAAAGCGCGCGCGGAAGGCUCUGUUGUAGCACCGUUCCCAAGAUACCCCUACCAUCCCCCACCUCAUCCCUCUCUCCCCCUCUAAUUCACAGCUAUUUAUUUUAUUUAUGGAUGAUAAACAUUGAAAACCAUUUUUUUUUUUCUAUAAUGACGAAAGGACACACGUUGGGCUUUUAUAAAACCAUCGUUCUGAUAUCAUAUUCCAUAGGAUAACUCACAAAUACAUAUGAGUCAAAAAAAUCGAAAGAAUUCUAUGCACUUCUUUUUGACUUCUUGAUGACGUGCAUUUGAGU
Molecule: messenger RNA, 2211 nt
Organism: Mycotypha africana
Lineage: Eukaryota; Fungi; Mucoromycota; Mucoromycetes; Mucorales; Mycotyphaceae
Product: WD40-repeat-containing domain protein
Exons: 4
Coding region: 95-1921 (608 amino acids)
Molecular function (GO): protein binding
Source: RefSeq, a predicted model, not a curated record